AUGGCUAAGCCCAUAGCACGCUCCAAAUCCAUGACGCUAAAGCGUUCCAAACGCACUAGCUACCUGGCUCAGCCCCUUCCGCCGUCACAUGGUCACGCUCUGAAUCCGGCUGCCAUGUCUCAUAACGACCUCCGCACUGUUGAACGCCUUCCCCCCAAGCGCGCCGACAGUGGUACAGCUUCAGCUUCCGGCGACGACAUCCCGCGGCCCCGGACUGCCAGCAGCGCCGUGGACCGGAGCAGGCCUCUUCACACCGCGGGCACCCCCAUCCAGAUCCAGCACGACGAGCACACCUUCGAGUUCCCCACACCCUCGCCCGAGGCUAUUAAUAUAUCCAAGGAAAAGCUCCACCGGGACCAGACCAUGCCUAUUGGAAUGGCCCUAGGCAGCCCCAACCAGCCCAAUGCAAGUGCCUGGAAGCAGUCGCACCCCUCCAUCGACCAACAGCCCAAGGAAGCUGCCGCCGCCGCUAACCUGGACCCCGCCAACGAUGCCAAUGCCCCUCCGUCUGCACGCCCCAUGACCGGCGAUGAGAAGAAGCCCAAGAUCAGCAGGUGGAAGUCGCUGUUCGGCAGACGUCCUGCCGAGAAAGCACCCGCCACCCCUGCUCCCUUCUACCAACUGCAAAUGCCUGUGCAGGAGACGCCAGCCGUGCCGACCAUGCCCGCAAGAAAAGAUGCCCAUCCCGACGUCGUUGCCAGCCAGGCCUCUCUCGCGGACAACGAGAAGAGCAAAGCUGCCAAGGGCGAGGAGAAGAAGGCUCGGGGCAGGUUGAGGAGCAAGAGCAACGCCGCUGUGGAGGCCCGCGCCGCGGCACUGCCGCCACUGGAUCCGCCAAAGAUACCAACCGUCUACGCGGAACAAGGAAGCCCAAAGCCGGCUCCCAAGAAAGAGGAGCUCAAGAAGAAGCCGUCGCGCUUCUUCGGUCACAAGGAAGUCAGGCCUCAGAUUCAGCGGGCUGAGACAAGCCCCAUGUUGAACGUCGACAUUCCCACCAUCGAAAUGGAACGGUAUAGCGUCAUGUUUGGAAGUUUGCUCAAGGGAGACCGCCAGUCGAACCUCCUCCAUCGGCGCCAAGGCAAUGAGAGGCUGAAGCCGCUCAACUCGGACUCUCUGAGGUUGGCUGACAGGAGCCUGGCGGAUCAGGGCGAACAGGGAGAUGAUGAGCGGCACAUGCCCACCCGUCGCGCUACGUCGCCCGCGACACCGACCUUCCAGCCACCUACUCUAAACUUUUCACUAUUCCCGCGCGAUUCAAUGACGGGCUCCCGCUCCAAUUCUCCUGUCCCUGCGCGUGCACAGAGCCCUGCGCGGGCACAAAGUCCAGCCCCCAAGAACCUGAACCUUCCGAAACCUCAGCACAGGCUUCAGCGCUCAUUCACCGCUCCUUCUUCGCCCGGUCGUCCUUCUUUCAACUUCGAGGACAGUGACUCCCAUGCUGCGAAGGAGAGGCCGGCCGUUAGCCAAAACAUUACCGAGGAACCUGAGAGUACCGAAGAGAUCAGCAUUGGCGUCCGCCAGGCCGAUCUCAUUUCAGAAGCAUUCAGUGGCUCUAACCGGGACAGCCAGGCCAGCUUUGAGAGCAAUGAAAGCGAUGAUGAGGUAGCCAUCAGGCAAAAGGAGACGAAGGGCCACAACAACAGCAAAGUGGAUGUGAGCGGCUGGGAAAUGGUUUCCAAAAAGCAGCACCCAGACUUGCGCGUGCAAACAGCGAUUGCGCAGGGUACUACCAACACCCUUGAACUGCAGAGCCAGAGCCCGUUGAGCAGCUUGAGCGGCCAGAGUGUCGCUCAGGCGAAAGAAACUGUCGCCAGACAAAACUCACUUCUCGAGAGGCAGCGUCGGGAGAGGCAAGGUUCCCAGACGGGAUCACCAGUUGCGGCUUCUUCGCCAAUGAAAGAGCGACGGGGGCGCAAGCCUUCCUACACCUCUUCUCCUGUUGCAGACAACAACCAGGGCGAGCAGGCCCGCGAUAAGGACGCCGAAAUGAUGCUGGAGCAGCAGCGCCAGUUCCGCGAACGGAAGCAGAAGCAGAGGGAGGAGCAGCAGCAACAACCGCAACAGCAACAGCAGAACUCCUCCGGGCCGAGACGCCAGCCGACGCUGAAGGAGCGUGCCGAGGAGGUGCAGAACGCCAAUCGCGUUGCGAUCGCCCGGCAGGUAUCGAUCAGCCGGCAGCGCGCGCAGCGGGAGAUGCUGCGUGCGCAGUCGAAAUCUGGGUCCAAGGGCCACAACAGCCCCAACGGUAUCGGCAGCACGACGAUAAGCAGCAACCAGAAGAACACCACCUUCCACCCCUCGGAGCACAAGAGCCAGGAGUCCAGCCCCAACCCUACCAUUGUCGUCCCUGAAGAUGAACCGAAACCCAAGCUUGCGCGCCAGGAAUCUCUGCGACGCGCGGGCCGCAAUGCCACCCCGACGACCGUCACUGUCCAAAGCCCGACGGGCGAGCGUCUUGUUCAGAGGCGCACGCUUACCCCCGUCCUUGUCGAUAUUCCCAACCGCAAGAGUGUUGUCGGGAACAUCGUUGACGAAGGUGACUAUGACGCGCCGCUGAUGCCGCCCCCUAUGCCGUUUGCCAUGUCAGACCCCAACCGCGCCAGCACGGUCUCAUUCAGCCACCUCAACUGUUGA
This is a messenger RNA of Diplodia corticola, 2634 nucleotides long. RefSeq lists its product as uncharacterized. The transcript has 3 exons. Lineage: Eukaryota; Fungi; Ascomycota; Dothideomycetes; Botryosphaeriales; Botryosphaeriaceae. The record is from RefSeq and is a predicted model, not a curated record. The coding region runs from base 1 to 2634 and encodes 877 amino acids.